Messenger RNA from Daldinia childiae, 2046 nucleotides. RefSeq names its product Calcium-transporting ATPase 2. Gene Ontology annotation, molecular function: ATP hydrolysis activity; ATP binding; P-type calcium transporter activity. The transcript has a single exon. Lineage: Eukaryota; Fungi; Ascomycota; Sordariomycetes; Xylariales; Hypoxylaceae. Gene Ontology annotation, cellular component: intracellular membrane-bounded organelle; membrane. The coding region runs from base 1 to 2046 and encodes 681 amino acids. Gene Ontology annotation, biological process: intracellular calcium ion homeostasis. The record is from RefSeq and is a predicted model, not a curated record.
AUGGCGGGCAAUAGUUUAGCGCCGCCAACGCUGGCGAUCGAUACACGAACGCGUCCGAGGAGCGAUACUAAUGAAACCAGAGUGGUGACGCCUGCUGGUUCCUUUGUCUCUAAUAUUUCGAACAUAUCGAAUCCUUUUCUAACGCCAGCUCACUCUAAUCCUUUCCAAACACCAGUCCCAUCCGACUGUGGAGCAAGUGUGUUAUCAGUAGACCCCGAGGCAGCUCUCCGUCCAGAUCCCGGCUCGGAGGCGGAUUUCCAGGUCGAAAAUAACCCGUUUGCUUUUAGCCCGGGUCAGUUAAACAAACUUCAAAAUCCAAAAUCUUUACCCGCAUUUCAGGCGCUGGGCGGCAUCUCCGGAAUAGCACGCGGCCUACAAUCCGAUAUUAACGCUGGUCUGAGCCUCGACGAGGCAACAGUACGAACAUCCAUUACGUUUGAGCAGGCCGUGCGGAGGACGUCAGAUAAAUUUAUAGAGACACCGGAGCGGACACCUCAACCCGGAUCAGACUCCUUUGUUGACCGAGCAAGAGUCUUUGGCAAGAAUAUUUUACCAGCGAAGAAAGCCACACCGAUAUGGGUACUCAUGUGGAAUGCCUACAACGACCGGGUUAUCAUAUUAUUAACAGUAGCCGCUGUAAUAUCGCUGGCACUUGGCCUUUACGAAACUUUCGGGACGACCCCUGAACCAGGAGGACCACCAUCUGUGGACUGGGUUGAAGGCGUCGCAAUCAUCAUCGCUAUACUUAUCGUCACGCUAGUAGGAUCACUCAAUGACUGGCAAAAGGAACGUGCUUUCGUCAGACUUAACGCUAAGAAAGAUGACCGCGAGAUUAAAGUUGUUCGGUCUGGGAAGUCAUUUAUGAUUAAUGUUCACGACGUCCUGGUUGGAGAUGUUCUACAUCUCGAGCCCGGUGAUCUUGUCCCCGUCGACGGAAUUUAUAUUAACGGCAACGACUUAAAGUGCGAUGAAUCUUCAGCGACAGGUGAAUCUGACGCUAUCAAAAAGACACCGGGUGGGCAGGUUAUGGAAAUACUGGAAUCAGGCGCCAAUCAAAAAGGUCUCGACCCCUUUAUUAUUUCAGGGUCUAAGGUGCUUGAAGGCGUUGGCACAUUCCUCUGCACUUCUGUCGGUGUACAUUCCAGCUUCGGCAAGAUCAUGAUGUCUGUCCGAACAGAUAUCGAAGCAACUCCUCUUCAGAAGAAACUCGAAAGACUCGCCGUUGCUAUUGCAAAACUAGGCAGUACAGCAGCUGGUCUUCUCUUCUUCGUCCUACUAUUUCGUUUCCUUGGCGGCCUCUCAACGGACGAGCGUUCUAGCUCAGGGAAGGCCUCCGCUUUCUUGGACAUCCUGAUCGUAGCCGUAACUAUUAUUGUUGUGGCUGUACCUGAAGGUUUACCUCUGGCGGUUACCUUGGCGUUGGCCUUCGCCACAACUAGAUUGUUGAAGGAAAACAACCUUGUCCGUGUGUUACGCGCCUGUGAGACGAUGGGCAACGCCACCGCAAUUUGUUCUGAUAAGACGGGAACAUUAACAACCAACAAAAUGACAGUUGUCGCAGGAACAUUUGGCCAAUCAAACUUUGCCAAAUCCGAAAACGAGAAACCAGGUAUUCAGAGCGUCUCCCAAUGGGCGGCCGGCCUUAGUCAAAAAACCAAGGACGCUAUUGUACAAUCAGUGGCUAUCAACUCCACUGCAUUUGAGGGCGAGGAAGAUGGUCAAUUCGCUUUUAUUGGCUCCAAGACUGAGACGGCACUGCUUCAGCUAGCAAGGGACCACCUUGCGAUGCAAUCAUUGGCUGAGGCCCGCAACAAUGAACAGGUUAUUCAAAUGAUGCCUUUCGACUCAUCCAAGAAGUGCAUGGGCGCAGUCAUCAAGCUACGAGACAAUUCUGGAUACAGGCUCUUGGUGAAGGGAGCUUCGGAAAUCCUCCUAAACUAUUGCAGCGCGAAGGCAGAUGUUCAGUCUCUUGCUACAAGCGACCUUUCAAAUAGCGAUCGCGAUGGCAUAAUAUCUAUUAUUGAUUCUUAUGCCAAAGAUCGUUAG